AUGGAAUUCAGUGACCUCCAGGGGUGGCUUCAAAAGUGCAAGUGUCUGCAAUAUUUAGGCACAUUCAUCGAAAACGGCAUUACGUUGGACUUGGUGCCUGAACUCGACAGCGAAGCACUAAAAGAGCUUGGGAUUACCAAACUAGGCGACAAACUACGGCUUGAAGUUGCCAUUUCCAACUUGAACAAGGAGAGGCUCCAACACAGCGUGAAUGUGCAAGAACUCCAGCGACAAGUGCAAAGUGAACUUGCACAAUUGACAGGUUCAGGAGGUGAAACGAACGGGAGCAUGAUGUCUUCAGCAAAUGACGACUCGACGUUCUUGGGCACGAGAAGUUCGCUUAGCCGGUCGCACUCAAAGUCUGAGUCUCAUCUGAAUUCGAAUUCAAACUCUCAUGGGUCUUCAGGGAGGACGGUGACUUUCAUAUUGCCCGAUGGCUCAAUGAAGAAGGUGAACAUUGAAGGCUGCUUUAACACGCAGCUGAUUAAGAGAAAAGCCCUCAAAACGCUAGGCGUCAAGGGCAAAGACACUGACUACGAUACGUAUAUUCAUACCACGGGGCCUGGAGGCGCCAAGAUUGCCAGUCUACACGACGUGGAAUUUGUCACCACCUGUUUUGCCCCGGACAGAACAGAAAAACAUAGAAUUAUGCUUACGCCAAAGGGUGAGCAGCCCACCCUGACAGCAGCAGAGCAGUCGCUUCGGAUCUUGCAGAGAAUGGCGGGUAGAAAACCGCAAGCACCACAAAUGCGGAAAUUUUUUGGCCAGCGGCCUCCAUCCGAAUUGAUCUCGUCCAAUCUCGGCGAGUACUUUCCCCAGACCCCCCAGGAGGAUUUGGAAACGACCGUUCGCAACUCUGUACGUUACAGCAUGCGGCUUCUGCGUCGCUUCAGGGUCCCUACAAGUCUGCUGAUAUUUCUGGGGAAGCUGGGAAGAGUCUCGAUGACCUCUUCAGAACGGAGGCCUCGCAAUAAUAAAACCAUUGGCGAUAUGAUGGUGAACAACGUUAGCGUGAUAGACGAGGCGACAAACCCUCAGGAUACGAUAUCCUUGGGUAGCAGGGGCGGCGACAGUAUGGCCGAAGACGGCCAGCUGAUGAUCACUCGUCAAACGGAGUCAAGCAAACACAGGUUUUCUGUGGCGGCGCUGUAUACUACAAAUAACAACCGAUACUCGAGGAUCGAGCUUUUCAGCAUCGAUUCGGACGACGAGAAUACGGACGAUUGCUUGGAUUACUACGCGGAGAUUGGCAACGACGGAUACGAUGUGCAUCCAUUUGUUCCUGGCAGGAAGUGGGUGCAAGGAGCCCGCAUUGGGCUGGGUUCCUUUGGCACUGUUGUGUUGGGCAUGGAUCCGAUGACUGGCGAACUCAUGGCCGUGAAGCAGGUUCCUAUACCGACUGGUGCAGCCAGACAUAAUGAUCUGCAGCGGUCGAUGAUUGAGGCGUUGCACCAUGAGAUGACCUUGUUGAAGGAACUUAACCAUGAGAAUAUUGUGCGUUAUUAUGGCUCUUCUUCUGAAGGUAGCUUUCUCAACAUUUUCCUCGAGUACGUUCCCGGUGGCAGUGUGCAGCUGAUGUUACAGCUGUAUGGCCCGUUCGAGGAACCCUUAAUUCGAAAUUUUGUGAGACAAGUGCUUGUGGGACUUAGCUACCUCCACAGCGUGGACAUCAUCCAUAGAGACAUCAAGGGAGCAAACAUUCUCAUUGAUAUCAAAGGCACAGUGAAAAUCAGUGACUUUGGCAUCUCAAAAAAAGUGGACUCUUCAGAAGACAGAGAAGGAAAUAAGCAGGCUCGUCGUGCAUCUUUGCAAGGGUCGGUGUACUGGAUGGCGCCCGAAGUGGUGAAGCAAACGGCUUACACGAAGAAGGCAGAUAUAUGGUCUGUAGGGUGUUUGGUUGUAGAGAUGUUUACGGGGAAGCAUCCGUUCCCCAGCUUCAGUCAGAUGCAAGCGAUCUUCAAGAUCGGGACCCACACCCAGCCGCAAGUGCCCGAGUGGUGUACUGCCGAGGGCAAGGAUUUUUUAACCAAGACGUUUGAGAUUGACUACGACAAGCGGCCCACGGCGUCGCAACUACUAUGUGAGGCGUUUUUGAAUCCGUUGAUCUUGUCGCAUCUGGCUUGA
Messenger RNA from Candidozyma auris, 2124 nucleotides. It is a transcript of the gene STE11, whose product is annotated as mitogen-activated protein kinase kinase kinase STE11. The transcript has a single exon. Gene Ontology annotation, biological process: protein phosphorylation. The coding region runs from base 1 to 2124 and encodes 707 amino acids. Gene Ontology annotation, molecular function: protein binding; ATP binding; protein kinase activity. The record is from RefSeq and is a predicted model, not a curated record. NCBI's taxonomy places the organism in Eukaryota, Fungi, Ascomycota, Pichiomycetes, Serinales, Metschnikowiaceae.